AUGGAAGAGGGGCACAAGAGCAGCAGCAGCAGUUCCGUGACGCCGUCGCCAGCGCCGGCUGUACAAGGUACAACACUACAGGCAGCUCAGCUCUCUCAUAUUGCUCAACAGAUGUCUCUACGAGGUCCCGCUCCCCUGACAGUUGUUCAGCUUCCUGGAGAGCAAGUCCAGGUCCAGGGAGUCAUCCAGACAGCUCAGUCCUCCUCUGUGAUCCACUCACCUCAGGUGCAAACAGUGCAGGUGUCUUUGUCCGAGAGCGAGGACUCUCAGGACUCCUCGGACAGCAUUGGCUCCUCCCAGAAGGCUCGAGGCAUCUUGGCUCGUCGUCCCUCCUACCGCAAAAUUUUGAAAGAUCUUUCUUCUGAAGAUACCCGUGAUAGGAAAGGAGAUGAGGAGAGUCCUGGUGUCUCCACUGUUACCUCCAUGUCCGUUCCCACGCCCAUCUACCAGACGAGCACUGGACAAUACAGUAC
Messenger RNA from Merops nubicus (carmine bee-eater), 473 nucleotides. RefSeq names its product cyclic AMP-dependent transcription factor ATF-1-like. Gene Ontology annotation, cellular component: nucleus; ATF4-CREB1 transcription factor complex. The record is from RefSeq and is a predicted model, not a curated record. The annotation marks the transcript as partial. Lineage: Eukaryota; Metazoa; Chordata; Aves; Coraciiformes; Meropidae. Gene Ontology annotation, molecular function: RNA polymerase II cis-regulatory region sequence-specific DNA binding; DNA-binding transcription factor activity, RNA polymerase II-specific; protein binding. Gene Ontology annotation, biological process: regulation of transcription by RNA polymerase II. The transcript is spliced from 4 exons.